Messenger RNA from Tarenaya hassleriana, 5427 nucleotides. RefSeq names its product myosin-14. Gene Ontology annotation, biological process: vesicle transport along actin filament; actin filament organization. Bases 333 to 4877 code for a protein of 1514 amino acids. The record is from RefSeq and is a predicted model, not a curated record. The transcript has 40 exons. NCBI's taxonomy places the organism in Eukaryota, Viridiplantae, Streptophyta, Magnoliopsida, Brassicales, Cleomaceae. Gene Ontology annotation, molecular function: ATP binding; microfilament motor activity; actin filament binding. Gene Ontology annotation, cellular component: actin cytoskeleton; cytoplasm; vesicle.
AAUCAUCAGCAAGAAAAAAAAAAAGAACGACAAUGUCUCUAAAAAAAAAAGAGAGAAGAGACACAUAGAGGGCUUAUACUUUCUUCUUCGAGCAGAUUUGAAAAUUUUUUCUUGAAGAGGGUUUAGCUUCUCAACCUUUUGGAUUCGAUCGAGAAGCCGUGCUUUGUUGAUAUUUUCUUUGUAUUUGCUUUGGGAGCUGCAGAGUUCGUCCGCAGUCGAGGAAGUUAGACACAUUUAUUCAUCGCCACCGUUUGGAGUGGAUGAUCGUCUGUUAUUACACGUAGAUCCGGUGGCGAGCAAAGAGUUUCUGAGCCGAUAAAUCUCCGGCGGAAAUGGCUUGCUCCACCACUACAAUUGGCGCUUUUGUCUGGGUAGAAGAUCCGGAAGUGGCAUGGAUUGAUGGUGAAGUUAUCGAGGUUAAAGGAGAAGAUAUAAAGGUCCAGUGUACCUCCGGGAAGACGGUCGUUGUUAAAGCUUCAAAAGCAUACCCGAAAGAUGUUGAAGCUCCACCUUCUGGAGUGGACGAUAUGACAAGGCUAGCGUAUUUGCAUGAACCGGGUGUACUUCAAAAUCUGAAAGCAAGAUAUGAUAUAAACGAGAUAUAUACUUACACAGGGAACAUUUUGAUCGCUGUGAACCCUUUUAGAAAACUACCCCAUCUGUACAAUAGCCAUAUGAUGGCACAGUAUAAAGGUGCAGCAUUUGGAGAAUUGAGCCCCCACCCUUUUGCAGUAGCAGAUGCAUCCUACAGACAAAUGAUACACGAGGGAAUAAGUCAAUCAAUCUUGGUCAGUGGAGAAAGUGGCGCGGGUAAAACAGAAAGUACUAAGUUACUCAUGAGAUAUCUUGCAUACAUGGGAGGGAGAGCUGUUUCUGAAGGAAGGACAGUUGAGCAGCAGGUUUUGGAGUCCAAUCCUGUUCUAGAAGCAUUUGGAAAUGCAAAGACCGUCAGAAACAACAAUUCAAGUCGAUUUGGUAAAUUCGUAGAGAUUCAGUUUGACCAGGGCGGAAGGAUAUCAGGAGCUGCUAUCAGGACUUAUUUGUUGGAGAGAUCACGGGUUUGUCAGGUGUCAGAUCCUGAAAGAAACUAUCACUGUUUCUACAUGCUUUGUGCUGCACCACCAGAGGAAGUAAAAAAACUGAAAUUGGCAGAUCCAAGAACAUUUCAUUAUCUGAAUCAGUCUAACUGCAUUGAGUUGGAUGGGUUAGAUGAUUCUAAGGAAUAUCUUGAAACGCGAAAGGCAAUGGAUGUUGUUGGGAUAAGUUCAGAGGAGCAGGAUGCAAUUUUCCGAGUUGUUGCCGCUAUUCUCCAUCUUGGGAAUAUUGAAUUUACAAAAGGAAAAGAAACAGACUCGUCGGUUCCAAAAGAUGAAAAAUCGAAGUUCCAUCUGAAGACUGCAGCUGAGCUUUUCAUGUGUGAUGAGAAAGCACUGGAAGAUUCUCUUUGCAAACGUGUGAUUGUGACACGUGAUGAAACCAUUACCAAAUGUUUGGAUCCAGAUUCUGCGGUGCUCAGCAGAGAUGCAUUGGCAAAAAUUGUUUACUCAAGAGUGUUUGAUUGGAUUGUGGACAAGAUCAAUAGUUCAAUUGGCCAAGAUCCUGAUUCAAAGUACUUGAUUGGUGUCCUAGAUAUCUAUGGAUUUGAGAGUUUCAAGACGAACAGUUUUGAGCAGUUUUGCAUCAACUUGACGAAUGAGAAACUUCAGCAACAUUUUAAUCAGCAUGUCUUCAAAAUGGAACAAGAAGAGUAUAAAAAGGAAGAAAUUGACUGGAGCUACAUUGAGUUCGUAGAUAAUCAAGAUGUUUUGGACCUUAUUGAGAAGAAACCUGGUGGUAUCAUUGCUCUCUUAGAUGAAGCUUGUAUGUUCCCAAGAUCAACACAUGAAACAUUUGCUCAGAAGUUGUACCAAACAUUCAAAAAUCAUAAGCGAUUUAGCAAGCCGAAAUUAGCUCGUAGUGACUUCACAAUUGACCAUUAUGCUGGUGAUGUCACUUAUCAGACUGAACAGUUUCUGGACAAGAACAAGGAUUAUGUUGUUGCUGAGCAUCAGGCAUUGCUAAGUGCUUCUAGAUGCACCUUCGUUGCAGGUCUCUUUCCUCUUUUGGCGGAGGAUUCUAACAAACAGUCAAAGUUCUCUUCUAUAGGUUCGCGAUUUAAGCAACAAUUGGUAUCAUUGCUUGAAACUCUCAGUUCUACUGAGCCUCACUAUAUUCGUUGUGUGAAGCCCAACAAUCUUCUCAAACCUUCAAUCUUUGAGAACCAAAAUGUUCUACAACAGCUACGUUGUGGGGGUGUGAUGGAGGCAAUUAGGAUUAGCUGUGCUGGAUAUCCCACCAGGAAACAUUUUGAUGAAUUCCUCGACAGAUUUGGUAUCCUUGCUCCUGAAGUUUUGGAUAAAAGUUCUGAUGAGAUAGCUGGCUGCAAGAAGCUUCUGGAGCAGGUUGGACUCCAAGGUUACCAGAUUGGUAAGACAAAAGUUUUCCUCAGGGCAGGGCAGAUGGCUGACUUAGAUGCUCGGAGGACUGAGGUCCUAGGAAGAUCAGCCAGCAUCAUCCAGAGGAAAGUCCGUUCUUAUUUGUCCCGCAAAAGCUUUAUUAUGCUUCGCAAGGCUGCGUCAAAUAUUCAGGCUGUAUGCAGAGGACAACUUGCUCGGCACAUCUUUGAGAGCUUGCGCAAAGAAGCUGCUGCUUUGAGGAUCCAGAAAGCUUUGCGGAUGCACCUUGCUCGGAAGUCUUACAAAGAAAUUUAUUUUGCAGCUGUUUCUGUUCAAUCAGGUAUGCGUGGAAUGGUUGCCCGUGACAAGCUACGCUCCAGAAGGCAGACCAAGGCGGCAAUUAAGAUUCAGAGCCAUUGCCGUAGAUUCUUGGCUCAGUCGCGUUAUAAGAGGCUGAAGAAAGCAGCAAUCGUGACACAAUGUGCAUGGAGAGUGAGGUUAGCUCGAAAAGAACUGCGGAAGCUUAAGAUGGCUGCAAGGGAGACAGGAGCUCUUCAAGCCGCGAAGAAUAAGCUUGAGAAGCAGGUGGAAGAACUCACAUGGAGAUUACAGCUUGAGAAACGCAUGAGGACUGACAUGGAAGAAGCUAAAACACAAGAAAAUGCAAAACUGCAAUCAGCAUUGGAGGAAAUGCAAACUCAGUUCAAGGAAACUAAAGUAUCUCUCUUGAAGGAACUGGAAGCUGCCAAAAAGGCAGCAGAAGUCUCCCCUGUGGUCCAGGAGGUUACUGUAGUUGACCAAGAACUAGUGAAGAAACUUACAACUGAAAACGAAGAACUCAAGUCCCUUGUGAGUUCAUUGGAGCAGAAGAUUGAUGAAACUGAGAAAAAAUUCGAGGAGACAAGUAGAAUCAGUGUGGAGAGGCAAAAGCAGGCUCUAGAAGCUGAAACAAAAAUUGUCAACUUGAAGACCGCCAUGCACAAACUCGAAGAAAAAAUUUUGGACAUGGAAUCUGAAAACCAGAUUUUGAGGCAGCAGUCCCUCUUAAGUGCACCAAUUAAGACAUCAUCUGGACAUCUUCCUCCUUCUCCUGUUAAGAGCUUGGAAAAUGGUCACCAUCCUAGUGAAGAGAAUCGUCUUGAUGGCACUGAGCCUGCAACACCAGCAAGGAGGCAAGGAACAGAAUCUGAUGCCAAGCCUAGAAGAUCCCAUAUUGAUCGUCAACAUGAGGAUGUCGAUGCUCUUAUCAACUGUGUGAUAAAAGAUAUUGGAUUCAGCCACGGGAAACCUGUAGCCGCAUUUACUAUAUACAAAUGUCUGCUUCACUGGAAAUCAUUUGAAGCGGAAAGGACGAAUGUGUUUGAUCGUCUUGUCCAAAUGAUUGGUUCUGCUAUUGAGAAUGAAGAUGAUAAUGCUCAUUUGGCAUAUUGGUUAUCCAAUACUUCGACCUUACUCUUCAUGCUUCAACAAAGUCUGAAAGCUGCUGGUGCAACUGCGACAACACAUCGAAAGCCACCUAUCUCCACCUCCUUGUUUGGAAGAAUGGCCUUGGGUUUCCGUUCAUCCCCUUCUUCAGCAAAUCUUGCUGCAGCAGCAGCUUCUGCAGCGGCUGCAGUGAUUCGGCCCGUUGAUGCAAAGUAUCCAGCUUUGCUUUUCAAGCAGCAGCUUGCAGCAUAUGUAGAAAAAAUUUAUGGAAUAAUUCGGGAUAACCUGAAAAGGGAGUUGCAAACUUUGCUUUCGCUAUGCAUCCAGGCACCACGAACGUCCAAGGGAAGUGUGUUACGAUCUGGAAGGUCAUUUGGCAAGGAUUCUCCUUUAAACCACUGGCAGGGAAUCAUUGAAGGCCUAAAUGCACUUCUGAACACACUACAAGAAAACUUUGUUCCUCCAGUGCUUAUCCAGAAGAUAUUUACUCAGACUUUCUCAUACAUCAAUGUGCAAUUAUUUAACAGUCUUCUCCUACGGCGAGAAUGUUGUACAUUUAGCAAUGGUGAAUAUGUAAAAUCUGGGUUGGCGGAGUUAGAGUUAUGGUGCGUCCAAGCAAAAGAAGAGUAUGCAGGCUCAUCCUGGGACGAACUUAAACAUAUCAGACAGGCUGUUGGAUUCUUGGUCAUCCAUCAGAAAUACAGAAUCUCGUAUGAUGAGAUAGCAAAUGAUUUGUGUCCGAUCCUUAGCGUCCAGCAACUUUACAGAAUAUGCACACUGUACUGGGAUGACAGCUAUAACACAAGAAGUGUAUCCCAAGAUGUCAUUUCAAGCAUGAGGGUACUUAUGACAGAGGAUUCGAACAAUGCUGAUAGCAGUGCCUUCUUGUUAGAUGAUGAUUCCAGCAUUCCCUUCUCCGUUGAUGACCUAUCUAGUGCAAUUCAAGAGAAGGACUUUGCUGAAGUGAAAGCCGCAGACGAACUCCAAGAGAAUCCAGCUUUCAGUUUCUUGCUAUAAUGGUCAGAUACCAGAUGAAUUUGCAGAUGGAGAAUGUUCCCACCUUCAGUUUUAUGUCAAAAGGUGGAGUGCCCUUCAAAGGCGAAAGGAACAAAAAAAAACAAGAACAUCUCACCGGAAAAUCACCAAAUCCAUUGUUCAUCCCUCCCCAUUUUCGUAAGAAUUUCUUAUUCUCCGAUUCGUUUAUUGUUUUGAUUGUCUCUGUUGGUCCCAGAAAUUUUCAUGAAGUUUGUAGUUUUUGCUGGGAGAAAAAGAAAAGGGGAGAGGAUCUUUAUACAUAUGGUUGUUCUUUGUUGGUGUGCAGUGUCUUUUUUUCUUUUUUACCCUUUCUAUUUACUUUCAAAUCAAACUACAACAUUUAUGUUCUUGGUGGCUUUAAAUUCUUCUGUUUCUGGUUCAUAUUGUUAUAGCAAAUUUUGUGUUUGGGACACACCGUAUAGAUGGGGGUCUAUGGAGUUGUGUUCCCACCCACCCCUUCAUGUGUUGUUUUUUUUUUUUUUGAUUUUGUACAGAUAGAAACAAGUUUGUUUGGAAAAAAAAAUUCUCUACA